This is a messenger RNA of Haliotis rubra (blacklip abalone), 369 nucleotides long. RefSeq names its product cilia- and flagella-associated protein 251-like. The coding region runs from base 1 to 369 and encodes 122 amino acids. The record is from RefSeq and is a predicted model, not a curated record. Lineage: Eukaryota; Metazoa; Mollusca; Gastropoda; Lepetellida; Haliotidae. The transcript is spliced from 2 exons.
AUGCGUGAGGAGGAGGGAGGGAGGCGUGAAGAGGACGGAAUGCAUGAGGAAGAGGGCGGGAGGCGCGAAGAGGACGGAAUGCGUGAGGAAGAGGGAGGGGGGCGUGAAGAGGACGGAAUGCGUGUGAGGAGGAGGGAGGGAGGUGUGAAGAGGACGGAAUGCAUGAGGAAGAGGGAGGGGGCAGGGAGGGGGCGUGAAGAGGACGGAAUGCGUGAGGAGGAGGGAGGGGGCGUGAAGAGGACGGAAUGCAUGAGGAAGAGGGAGGGGCGUGAAGAGGACGGAAUGCAUGAGGAAGAGAGGGAGGAGGGCGUGAAGAGGACAGAAUGCGUGAGGAGGGAGGGAGGCGGAGAGAGGAGGGAGAAGGAAUGA